UCCAAUUAAUGGAGAAUUCAACCUCACGUCCCGAUUUAGCAUUGUCUGCGCUGUAUCUUAGUCAAUUUCAAAGUGCUUUUGUAACACUUCAUCAGUUUCAGGAACCAAGACCUUUUAUAAUCUUUCUAAGGAAUGCAAAAAUGUACGGUUGCCCACGGCACAAAAGUUACUCGCAGCUUAAUUUCAUCGACAUGUGUGUAUUUCGAAAAAAAAAAAUCAGUUUUAUUCCACCGUGUCCUUUAAUUGCACGUUUAAUGGAAACACUGAUUUUUAAGGUUCUGCCGAGAACUGAGGCGUCUGUUCUGAUAAACAAGCCUAUAAAUUAAGUGGAAAUAGGCAUUUAAAAAUAUGGUAAGAUCUAAGACUGCAGGCCGAGGCUCGCGCAGACAGGUGUGCGGCCGGUCAUUCGAUCUCAUUCUUUAAUUUAGCUGUUUAAUUUAUUAUUAUUUUAUUUCAUAAUUUCUUUUACAAUAUUAAAAUGUUUGCAUGUGUAUAUUCGCAGUUUAUUCCACAAUAUCCAAAUCGCUUAACUCACAACAGAUAUAUAAAGGAUUUUUUUUUGUCUCAUUUCGUCAAUUUUCGUUUUUGUAGUAAUUUGCAGUAAAGUUUACUACCAUUACGUAGUGUAUUUUGGGCCUUACAUUUAGUGUUUUUAACUUUCGACACAUCCAUUGAAACGAACUAAUUAAUUUCGCUCUGUUACCCCAGCGCGCAUAUAUGUUUGUAGAAAUUAAUUAUUCUCCCAUAAUUCUUUGCUUUUGGCUUAAAAGUCGUUAUUUUUCAUAACAGAUAACUAAAGUCCAAGAUUCGGCCGACUUUCCACAUUUUCGUGGAGUGUCUUAAAAUUUAGCAACUGUUAAAACUUCAGUUAUUUCCAGCCAGUCGCUGUGUAUAUUGGACUGAGUUAUCCCCCCCCCCAUGUCACUUGAAAAAAUGUUAAUUUUUUUUUUUUAAUGAAAUAAUUUGUUUAAUACUGGAUCUAUACUUGCAUGACAAUUAAUUCAGGAUUUGGUAUCCCACAAGUCUGCUUCUGCAAUCAGAGGUGUUAAUUAAAUGCCUGCUAAAUUUGGCCCUGUUUAAAUUCAUCUUGCAAGUAAAAACUAAAUUGUAAAUGCAGCACAAAUACUGUCAGCUGUAUCCGAUUCAUUUAAUUGAAUAUUAAAAGUGUAUUCAUACUAAAUAUUUUAUAACGCUAAACCAUAAAUUAAAUUAACUGAUAAUGAUUUUACCUGAAGUAGCCUAUACCGAAGAAAGCUCCUAUCCAUAGGCCAACUGUUAUUUUAACUUUUUUGAGAAAUUAAGGAAGCUUUUUUUAUAUUUAAGAUCGAAAAGAAAUGAGAUGUUAAAUGUUUUUCAUCGCAGUGCACUCUGUGGACACCGUUCCCUGUUCAGUACUUGUACUGAUUUAUGUACUGGGAUGUUUAAACAGUAUUCAGUUAAUUAGCGCUGAUGCAGGUUUGCAGCUUUUACAAAGAAUGACAAAGGCUGUUUAAAUGAAAACCUAAGUAUUUGUUAUCUUUGGGCUAUUUCUGGGCGGUAAAGUCUUGCUUAGCUUGGAUUAAGGAUCUGGGAGGAGUUUGCGCUGCUCCGUAUUCAUAAGUUGGGAGGCUGCUUCAGGGAAUCGCACUUUCGUGAUAUAAAGUCCUGGGCUUUCUUUAAGACGAAAUAUUGAAGAAGGUACCCAUUGCAGACCCAUUGCCGCUAGUCGCCUUGCUUCAGGUCGACGUUUCGUAUGAAAAGAGAAACUUUCGGACGAUGAUGGAGUUUAUGACCGAGAAGUUCUCGAUGAAGAGCCAAGUGAUAAAAGGCAGCGAUUAUUACAUGGGAUCGGGCGGCUCGCUGGAUCAAGUUAUGGAGAACCUGGACAGUGUGCAGUAUUAUAGCAAGACCUCGCCCAAGUGCGUCCAGGCCUUCAGCAUCCAAAACGGGGAUCCCCACGCGAGGCUGGAGAGGGCAUCUCCCUGUGAAGACCAAAAUGCUACUUAUGUUGCUCCGAAAUCUGAGGAGGAUCCUCUGCACACGAGUUUCGGCGAGUCCAUGGAGUCCUGCUGCACCGUGAGGGGCUCGCCGGUGAGCGCAGGUCAGGAGAAGCCCGACCUAGACGACCUGGGGGAAAAGUGCGACAGUAACGUGUCCAGCAGCAAGAAGAGGCGCCACAGAACCACCUUCACAAGCGCGCAGUUGGAAGAGCUGGAGAAGGUCUUCCAGAAGACCCACUAUCCAGAUGUGUAUGUGAGGGAACAGCUGGCAAUGCGGACAGAGCUCACAGAGGCCAGAGUCCAGGUGUGGUUUCAGAACAGAAGAGCCAAAUGGCGCAAAAGAGAGCGAUACGGACAGAUCCAGCAGGCCAAGAACCACUUCGCGGCGACCUACGACUUAUCGGUAUUACCGCGGGCGGAGAGCUACCCCCAGAUCUCCAAUAACCUGUGGACGGGCCCCGGGGCUGGCGGUUCGGUGGUGUCCUCCUGCAUGAUCGCUCGCGGCUCGCCCCCCUGUGUGCCCUCCUACCCCCACUCUCCUCGCGGGGACCACGGGUACAUGGCGUUCCCCAACCAGCAGAAUCAGUUUGGCCACAUGUCCCUGAACAACUUCUUUAGUGAUUCACUGCUAAGCCCGCCGGCCAGCGGACACGCCUUCGAGACGAAGCCCGAGUUGGAGAGGAGGACCUCCAGUAUCGCCGUGCUCAGGAUGAAGGCCAAGGAGCACGCAGCCAACAUCUCCUGGGCCAUGUGAAUGGGUGGGGAGCCUGGUUAAGGACAGAAUACGGCACCAGGAGGCACAAUGUAGGCCUACGGUACUGGCUGCUCUGGCCAUGGGCUACAAAGACUUUAUUUUUAUACAUGUAACCAUUGCAUGUCUAGAUCUAGUAGCACACAGCCCAUUCUCUGCUAUGGUUUGGGCAAACCUGAGUACUAAAGUUUAAAGAGGAUCCCAAAGAAGGAUAUUUUAUUUUAUAUGUGUGUAAUAUAUGUACACAUUACAUGUACACUGCUUAGAUACAUACUGAACACUGCACUAAUUUCUUUAGAAAUUUUUGUCCAGAUAAUUAUUGGGCUAAAAAAACCAAAGUGUAACCUGAAGUAUGAUGUAGCUUCUUGCUGUAAUUACUGUACAGUUCACCCUAAUUACCCUACAAUCCAAUGUAAUUACUAUACAGUUCACUGUAUUUUAUUACAUACAGUUAACUGUAACUAUUUGCAUACAGUUACCAUAAUUAAUUACUGUAAAGUUUAUUGUAAUUACUGUACAAUUCACCACAAAUAUUCACCACACAAUUCAGUGUAAUUAUCCUUGGAGUUCACCGUAAUUAAUUACCAUACAGUUUGCCAUAAUUAAUUGCCAUACAGGUACCAAACAAUUCACUUUAAGUAAUUACCAUACAAUUACUGUAAUUACAGUUUAUGGUAACGUCGGGUUAGCAUUUUUUGUAAUAUAAUUAUGUUUCAAUUUUAACAGAUUAAAUAAAAUUCGCUAUGUUACUUUUAUUUCUUUUUGCGUAUCUUUUGCAUAGUAAAAAUGUUUUUUUGCUAUUGUUUGAAAAAUGUUUCUGUUCCAGUUCUUACGGCCUAUUUUGUUAAGUUUUGUCUACAUUUCAGUGAUAUAAAAGUAUAAUUUGUGAAAUGCUCAGUAUUUUUAUCGCAUUUUUUUGUGGUGCUAUGUUUAUGAUGUUAUUCACUACAGGCCCUGUAUUUUAAUUGAAUAUGAAUAGCUGGUAUUUUUCCAUUUUGUCACCCAACCACACAGACACAUACUGCAUACGUAGUUCAUGAAACCUGAAAUAUUUCGUUUAUAAAUAUUUGAUAUCAGGGUUGCCCU
This is a messenger RNA of Paramormyrops kingsleyae, 3816 nucleotides long. It is a transcript of the gene alx1, whose product is annotated as ALX homeobox 1. Lineage: Eukaryota; Metazoa; Chordata; Actinopteri; Osteoglossiformes; Mormyridae. The record is from RefSeq and is a predicted model, not a curated record. Gene Ontology annotation, molecular function: DNA-binding transcription activator activity, RNA polymerase II-specific; RNA polymerase II transcription regulatory region sequence-specific DNA binding. Gene Ontology annotation, biological process: embryonic skeletal system morphogenesis; negative regulation of DNA-templated transcription; positive regulation of transcription by RNA polymerase II.